Messenger RNA from Durusdinium trenchii, 1437 nucleotides. NCBI's taxonomy places the organism in Eukaryota, Dinophyceae, Suessiales, Symbiodiniaceae. The record is from the annotation of a GenBank genome assembly.
AUGCUUCGCAUUGGGUCCGGUUCGAAACCGCUAGUCCUCACCCACCGGGGCACCGGGGCCAUACCGCGCCCCGACAACUCGGCCCAGGCGGCGUUGGAAGAUCCGAUGAUGACCUUUGGCCAGGGCCUUCCCCGCCCCACGGCGGUCACGCCCACGGCUGCACCGGCGGCGGUGCCUGCCAUGGUUGGGCCCGGGCCGGUGGCAAAGGCAGCUGAGGCGGCCUAUGCUGCGGUGCGGAAGUCGCGAGCACCGGCGGUGGGUACUCCGGAGCUAUGGCAUGUCCAUGUGGGUGAUGAGAUCACGAUCGCUCGGCUCAUCCACCAACAGCUCUGCAACGGACCGCGGGAACGUGGGGGACGGGACGUUCGUUUGGGCCGGUCUGGAAGGGACGGGCCGGGGGGGCGUUUCGGCGGUGGGGGCGAAAAGAAAGACAUGGCCACUCUCAAUGAGGAGGUGGAUCAGGCCUUUGCCCAGCUCCGCGCCGAUGAGGAGAGGCUGCGGAACUGCCUGCGGAUGCUCUCAUGGCUUCAGCUGCGGAAACUCGUGUCAGAGCCGCGAGAAGCGAAUGUGGAAGAGCAUAGCGUGAAGAUCAAGUAUGGCAAGGCUGACGCCUUGAGCUCGAUGCUGAAAGCAGCAGCGGCUACACGAGAAGCAGCUCGGACGACGCUGCGGCGGCUCGUCGCAGUCAGUGGUAUUGGCAUUGGGGGUGGCCCGGGCGGUGGAGAUGCCGGCGUGGAACUGCGCACCCUGCGCAAAACUCAGCUGUUGAAUCGCUGUGCUACCCAAGGCAUUGCCAAGCGAAUGCUGGAGCGCUUUCCAGUGGGCUCUGAGGCGAGCGAGGCCAUUCCAAGCUUGGAAUCGCUUCUGAGGGAGCUGGAUCGCUUGGAGCACCAGGAGGCCAAGGCGGCCGGCAAAGGACGUACAGGUCCAGCCGUGGUGCUUGGCUCGAAGCCUCAACUUCACAGGCCCCGCGACGAUGGGGCGCCGAGAACGGCAGCGCCGUCGUGGUCGCAGCGAGGGCGGCCGAAGCCCAGCGGUGGAGGGAGCAGCAGCCGCGCCAAAGAAGGCGGCGUCUUUGCCGGGCUCUUUCGAGAGGAAGCACUCCCGUGCGCACCGUGCGCGAACGCAGCCGCCCACCCAGCGGAGAACGCGAACGCAGCGGCACGUUCGACCUCAACAGCACGGGGUCCAAGGGGUCCACCCAACAGCGCUGCUGGUCAGCCGAGGAAGGCCGCCGAGGAAGCCGCUGCCCGGCCUGUGGCCGCCGUGAAGUUGGGGGAGCGCGCACGACUGGGAGGACUACACGGCUUCCUUUCAGAGCUGAACGGUCGACCAUGCGUGCUCGAGGGAAGUGACCCGGAGACGGGGCAGGGCUAUGUGCGACUGGUGGGUGGCUUCGUUGAGACCGUGCCCCUCGAGAACGUCCUGCCCGAGUGA